UGCAAUGAUGUUCUUCUGCACCUGCAAAUCCCCCUCCCCUGCACACACACAUAACACAUUGACAGUACAAGGGAGGAGGACAUUGGGGUGGAGCACCGUUGCGUGCUGCAGCGGAUACUCUGUAGGUCGUUAACGCGCGCGGUUCGUCUGUAGCAGAACAGAUGUAGGUCGGUGUGUGUGUGUGUGAAUAAGAGAGGCGACAAUGAGCCGUAGCUGGUGUGUCUGUGUGUGAGAGGAGCGGGAGUAGAAGAGAGAAAGAGAGAGACAGACAGACAUGGAGGACUCUGAGUCCGGUGGAGAAGAUGGUAUGGUCGGCGGCUGGCGGUGGAAUAACCGAAACACCGGAGCUCGAGACCAGACUCAGCUAAGGCAGAAGAUCCGGGAUUUACCGGGACUGUUGAAACAUGGACUGCACCUAAGGAAGAAAAGCCAGUCACCGGAUACCAUCCCCGGACCCAGCACCAGCCCUACUGUUCACAAGUCCUGCUCCCAGAGUUUCCCGUGUGCAGGGCGUGCAGUGAGGAAUGCGUUCCUGUCUCAUGGUCCGUACCCUGCUAAAGACAAGAUUCACCUCGCCAGGAUCAUAAGGCGGAGCUACGUGGGUGUUGAGCUGGUCCAGUGGCUGUGUGAGCAGUGUGUGUAUGUGCACUGUCGGAGUAUGGCCGUGCGCGUCUGGCAGGUCCUACUGGAGCUGGGCAUCCUACUGUCUGUGGACCAGCGCGUGGUGUUUGGGGACUCUAACUCCUACUACCAGUUCAGCUUUGAGGAGUGUGAGUCUGCAGCCUGCGAGUUCUGCGGCCUGGAGAAGGAGGCGUGGCCAGAGGCUGUUAGGCUUCUCCUACAGCUCGUCCCAUACGUCCAGUUCAGAACUGGGUCUGAGGAGGACUCGGAGGGGAACAGAGAUGUCUGCGGGGACAGCUUUCUCCAGAUGAAAGCACUAGAGAGACUCACCUCCACGGUCCAGAAUGAGUUGGCUGCUGCUCUUGCCCGCAAGGCUCGCAAAGCCAUGGCAGAGCAGGGUGGCCAAGAGUCACCAGACUCCACCCCUCGACAGACACCCACACCCAACGAGGAGAACACCAUGCUAGGGGGGGUGUGUUCGCUCCGUGGCAACAUGGGGAGUGUGUGUGUGCGGCCGGACGGUGUGUGUGGCCGCGAGGAGCUGACGAGACUAGAGCUGGUCCAGAGACUGGCUAAGGACGGCUGCAGACUGCUUCAGAACCCUAACUACAGAGUACCAGACCACCGCAACCCCAGCGGAGAGGCAGUAGGGAGGGUGUGUCUUAAGGAAAGGGGUCGGGACGUCCUUGUGCUACAGAGAGUGCCAUCAUCAGUGACAUCACCUAACCCCGCUUCCUCGCCAUCAUCAGUGACAUCACCUAACCCCGCUUCCUCGCCAUCAGGGGGAGGGGCCAGAGAGGAGGACAGAGAGAAGAGGUAUGUGGUGGUGUCUGGAACACCCCUGAAGAUUCUAGAACACCUGCUGAGUGACCUACGACUGGAUGACCAGAGAGGAGCACCGGAGAGCAGAGUGUCUGAGCUGCUGCUGGAUGACUUCCUGUUGACAUACCUAGUGUUCAUGACGACCAACGACCUCUGUCAGGCCCUGCUCGGACACUACAGCAGUAAGCGUGUGCAUGGUCAAGGUCAGGAGGAUGGAAAGGAGGCCCUCUAUAGGAAGAGGAAAGUAUUACACCUAGUUGCUCACUGGACACGCCUAUAUAAGGACUUCCUACGAGAGGACGAACACAUCAAGGCAUUCAUGAAGACUCUCUCCAGGUGUGUGUUAGAGGAUCUUUAUGAGUUUCCGUCUCUGGAGAAAGACAUGAAGGAGUUCCAGAAGCUUCUACGACGUAGACACACAGUGGAUGAAUGUCCUCCACAACAAAAGAGUAAGCCUCUGUUCCAGCAGCUCAGUUUAAAGGAGAACAGUCUGCCACUCCGCUUCCCUCGGGCUGACACCAAAGAGGUCCUGUGUCGUGUGUAUGUGAGUGCGGACUCGUACCUGUGUGUUUACACACACUCUUUGCUGACCGUGGCAGAGCUGCUGAGGAUUGUGGGUCAGAAGAUGGACCGACCAGAGGAGGACAUGGUGCUGGUGACACACACACCUACUGGAGAAAGGAGGAUGUUACAGGCUGGUCAAUAUGUGUAUUCUGAGACUUUGACGCCACAGAGCAAACUGAUGGUCUGUCGGAGGGACCUCACACAUAUUAUGGCCCCUCUAACAGACAGUGAGCUGAGUAGGAGAACAGUGAGGUUGCUGGGUAUCAACACCUGGGAUAUGGCUGCUGUUCUCACACAACUAGACUGGAACCUCUUCAACUCCAUACACGAGCAGGAGUUGGUGUAUUCCACAAUGAGCUGUAGUACCGGAGGCAGCCACCGGGAGGGGCUAUCUGUAUUGCUGCAGCGCUGCAACGAGGUCCAGCAGUGGGUUAUGUCUGAGGUCCUGAUGUGUGUGUCACUCAACAAACGAGUCCAGCUGCUCAAGAAGUUCAUCAAGAUUGCAGCGCACUGUAAGGCCCAAAGGAACCUGAACUCAGCGUUUGCCAUCAUCAUGGGACUCAACACAGCAGCCGUCAGCAGACUCAACAUAACCUGGGAGAAAGUUCCGGGGAAAUUCAAGAAGAUCUUCUCUGAACUGGAGCUGAUCACAGACCCGUCUCUGAACCAUAAGGCCUACAGAGAUGCCUUCAAGAAGAUGAAGCCUCCUAAGAUCCCCUUCAUGCCCCUGCUGUUGAAAGACAUCACCUUUAUCCACGAGGGAAACAAAACCUUUCAGGACAACCUGGUCAACUUCCAGAAACUGCACAUGAUCGCCGACACAGUGCGUCUGAUUCGCCACUGCCAAAGCGACCAACUCGGUAACGAGGUUGUGGGGAGUGACAGUGCAGAGGUCAGGGCGAGCGUUCACUACCUCCACAUCAUCGACAAUCAACAGACACUGUUCCAACUGUCACACAAGCUGGAGCCUCGCGCCUGAACACACACUCUCCUAGAGGACCUUCACAGAAAAUACACUUUAUGUUGAAGGUGCCUUGCAAGCCACUGGCUCUUAGCCAAUCACAGUUCAGCAUCCUGAUUCAGCCAGCCAACCACAGAGCUGCACACUGAGACGGCUUCAGACUGAAAAUGUAUAUCUGUCAACCUGAUUCAGACUGUUUUUCUAUGAAGGUCAAACUUUGACGGACGACAAAGACCAAGGAGAAGACAGACGGCCAGUCGUUAAUGUUCUGUCAUGAAUAGUGUUUUUAAUCUAGUCUCCAGAGGAGUUUGUACAGUUACUGAGAUUGUGUGUUGUUUCUGGUCUUAAGUUAACAGUUUCAUUGUAUUAAUUAUCCUCAGUAGGGAAAGAUAGUAACUGUUAGUAUAUGACUGGAAAUCAUGCAGUAGACGUACAGGAGAUGUAUACUGUAUGUGUUCAGGCCACAUGGUGAGAUAUGCCUCUGGAUGACAGUGCCACGGAUGGGGGGGGGGGG
Messenger RNA from Salvelinus fontinalis (brook trout), 3482 nucleotides. RefSeq names its product rap guanine nucleotide exchange factor 5-like. The coding region runs from base 275 to 2986 and encodes 903 amino acids. Gene Ontology annotation, biological process: Ras protein signal transduction; positive regulation of GTPase activity. Gene Ontology annotation, cellular component: plasma membrane. The transcript is spliced from 25 exons. Gene Ontology annotation, molecular function: guanyl-nucleotide exchange factor activity. NCBI's taxonomy places the organism in Eukaryota, Metazoa, Chordata, Actinopteri, Salmoniformes, Salmonidae. The record is from RefSeq and is a predicted model, not a curated record.